Messenger RNA from Magallana angulata, 1458 nucleotides. Its product is annotated as eukaryotic translation initiation factor 2 subunit 2-like. The record is from RefSeq and is a predicted model, not a curated record. The transcript has 9 exons. Gene Ontology annotation, molecular function: translation initiation factor binding; mRNA binding; translation initiation factor activity. NCBI's taxonomy places the organism in Eukaryota, Metazoa, Mollusca, Bivalvia, Ostreida, Ostreidae. Gene Ontology annotation, biological process: formation of translation preinitiation complex; translational initiation; formation of cytoplasmic translation initiation complex. Bases 16 to 1038 code for a protein of 340 amino acids. Gene Ontology annotation, cellular component: eukaryotic translation initiation factor 2 complex.
UACCUGCGUUUUAUAAUGUUUACAGUCCCGACCAGGCCUCCAUACUUUAAAUCUGAUGCAACCCGGCAUUGUGGAAGCAACAUGGCUGAAGACGAGCUGUUACCGUUUGAUCCCUCAAAUAUGAAAAAGAAGAAGAAGAAAAAGAAGAUGCCAUUUGAAUUGGAUGGAGGAACAGAGGAGGCAGAGACCCCCACCCCAGCCCCAGAGGAGGAGGCACCUGCAGCAGAGCCAGAAACCUCUGAAAAAGCAGAUGAUGAUUUUUCACUGGACUUUGGUAUCAAAAAGAAAAAGAAGAAAAAGAAAGCAUUUGAUAUGAAUGAAUUGGAAGACAACUUACCAGAACCAGAAUCUAAAGCAGAAACAGAGGAACAAGAGGCACCAGAAGGGGUAGAGGAAGACAUGAAUUUUGCUUUACCCUUAAAGAAGAAAAAGAAAAAGAAGGUGGACUUCACAAUGAUUGAAAAUGAAGAUUCUGAAAAGCCAAGUGAUGACCUGGACCUGGAUGAUGCUCGGCCCGUGCCCGAGGGGAAGGCGUGGCUUGCCUCUGACAGGGACUACACAUACGAUGAGUUACUGACACGAGUAUUUGAUAUCAUACGAGAGAAAAAUCCUGACAUGGUUGCUGGAGAAAAGAAGAAAUUUGUCAUGAGACCUCCACAGGUGCUGAAAGUUGGAACUAGAAAGUCAUCAUUUGCAAACUUCUCAGACAUAUGUAGAUUAUUACAUCGACAACCCAAACAUGUAUUGGCAUUUUUAUUAGCCGAAUUGGGAACUAGCGGGUCUGUGGACGGUAAUAACCAGCUCAUUAUCAAAGGAAAAUACAACCAGAAACAGAUUGAAAAUGUCCUUAGGCGAUAUAUCAAGGAAUACGUGACUUGUCACACCUGUAGAUCACCCGACACUCUCCUACAGAAAGACACAAGAAUUUUCUUCCUCCAGUGUGAGUCGUGUGGAUCAAGAUGUUCCGUCACUAGCAUUAAAUCCGGAUUCCAGGCCGUCACAGGAAAGAGAGCGGCCAUACGAGCAAAGACGGCAUGAUUGUAAUCACCAUCUGUCAGACAGAACUUUCAGGUCUUUCAUUUUACCAGUGGUUAAUGCCGUGUUUGUUGUUUGUUUGAAAGCAAACAUGAAGGGUACAUCAAGAACAAGUAAAUAAGUUCAUGUGAACUGAACUUUGUGUAUGAUUUGUAUAUAAAGUGCAUAUAUAACUGCUUUAUGAUUAUGUCUGGAGUUAUUUUAGCUAAUUGUUUAUACCAUUACAAAAAUAAGAGUUCAACUGGCAUCCACUGCAACAAAUGCAAAAACUACUGAUUCGGAUUGUAAAUUGUCGUCUCCAGAAGUUGUGUAUUUGUUUGACAUCCCAGAAAGACUGGGUGAAACGUGUCAUUCUUUCUGUAAAUUAUCAAAACAUAUUUAUUGUCCAUGAUUUUAAUGACAAUAAAUUAUAUUGAGAAUUCA